AAGUAAUUUCGUGAAAAUAUGACAUACAUAACCAAAACCAAGAAAGCCAAAAUCUAAUCUACUAAAACCUGUUCUGAACAAAAUUUAGUUCGAUAAAGAUAUAAUUAUAUAUACAUAAUGUCUCGGCUUAUGACUGUAUUAUUUCAACCGUUGAAGUUGAUCACGCAUACAGUACAGCAAUCCAUUUCACAUAUUCCGAGUACUACAGCUUUAGUUAAAUCGGAAUAUCCCUUGUUGACUGCUGUCCGAACAAAGGUUCGUUGCUAUUUUCCUCGCCCCAAUGAAGUCAAGAGAGUUCGCCGUCAUGGUUGGAAAACCAGAAUGUCAACUCCUAAUGGCCGCAGAGUUAUUAUGAGACGAUUAUUAAAAGGAAGAUUUGUACUAACUCAUUAAUUAGUGGUUAUUAAUAAGGUUUAGAAAAAUAAAUAAAUAUAAUCAACAAAA
Molecule: messenger RNA, 444 nt
Organism: Amyelois transitella
Lineage: Eukaryota; Metazoa; Arthropoda; Insecta; Lepidoptera; Pyralidae
Gene: mRpL34
Product: large ribosomal subunit protein bL34m
Exons: 2
Coding region: 118-393 (91 amino acids)
Biological process (GO): translation
Cellular component (GO): mitochondrial large ribosomal subunit; ribosome
Molecular function (GO): structural constituent of ribosome
Source: RefSeq, a predicted model, not a curated record